Messenger RNA from Mollisia scopiformis, 2815 nucleotides. Its product is annotated as P-loop containing nucleoside triphosphate hydrolase protein. The transcript is spliced from 5 exons. Gene Ontology annotation, molecular function: ATP binding; ATP hydrolysis activity. The record is from RefSeq and is a predicted model, not a curated record. Gene Ontology annotation, cellular component: cytoplasm; mitochondrial matrix. Lineage: Eukaryota; Fungi; Ascomycota; Leotiomycetes; Helotiales; Mollisiaceae. The coding region runs from base 148 to 2331 and encodes 727 amino acids. Gene Ontology annotation, biological process: cellular response to heat.
UCUCUUCGAGUACCAGAGAUACCUCUCAGUAGUGUAGCUCUUCGGAGCAAUACCCUCGUACCACAACACUACGUCGUCCCUCUCACGGCAUUUCGCGCAUAUGCCAAUGGACGUGGACGUCCACACCCUCCAGGUGGCACACAUCGUAUGGACUUAGGGGGGGGUGGGGAAGAGAAAUCAGCAUUGGAGCAAUAUGGAGUCGAUUUGACUGCUCGAGCCAAAGACGGGAAGCUAGAUCCUGUCAUAGGAAGAGACGCAGAGAUCUAUCGAACGAUCCAAGUACUAUCUCGACGUACGAAGAACAACCCAGUACUCAUCGGAAGUGCAGGAACUGGCAAGACGGCUAUAUUGGAAGGAUUGGCUCAAAGAAUAAUCAGAGGCGAUGUUCCUGAGAGUAUCAAGGACAAGAAGGUUAUAUCAUUGGAUCUUGGCCAGCUCAUCGCAGGAGCGAAGUUUCGUGGCGACUUUGAAGAGAGACUGAAGGCUGUCUUGAAAGAAGUCCAAGAAGCUCAUGGUGGCAUUAUUCUUUUCGUGGAUGAACUCCACACUUUGCUUGGCCUAGGCAAAGCAGAGGGAUCCAUAGAUGCAAGUAACCUUCUCAAGCCAGCACUCUCAAGAGGCGAAUUGCAAUGCUGUGGAGCUACAACUCUCAAUGAGUAUCGAUUAAUUGAAAAGGAUGUUGCCCUUGCAAGACGUUUUCAGCCUAUUCAAGUCAAUGAACCCUCCAUUCAAGACACUAUCAGUAUACUUCGAGGCAUCAAAGAGAAGUACGAAGUUCACCACGGUGUGCGCAUCACAGAUGGCGCACUUGUCGCGGCAGCCACAUACAGCAAUCGAUACAUUACAGACAGAUUCCUACCCGAUAAAGCUAUAGAUCUUAUGGACGAAGCAGCCAGCGGCUUGCGAUUACAACAAGAAAGCAAGCCAGAAGAUAUCAUGCGCCUGGAUCAGAGGAUCAUGACGAUUCAAAUCGAGUUGGAAAGCUUACGCAAAGAAACCGAUGUUGCUAGCAGAGAGCGAAGAGAGAAGCUGGAAUCUGAUCUUAAGGAAUGCCAAGCUGAGGCAGCCACGCUCACGGAGAAGUGGGAAAAGGAGAGAGCAGAAAUUGAUGCCAUCAAGAAGACCAAGGAAGACUUGGAAAAAGCUAGGAUAGAACUCGAUCAAGCACAGCGAGAGAACAACUUUGCGCGUGCUGGAGAGUUGCGGUAUGCGGUCAUCCCCGCCAUGGAGGCGAAGUUACCCAAAGAUGGCGAGCCAACCGGAGCCUCGGGAGAAGGCACUUUGAUCCACGAUGCUGUUACUGCUGAUGACAUCGCUGCUGUGGUUUCACGAGUCACUGGCAUUCCAGUCACCAAGUUGACAUCUGGACAUGCCGAGAAAUUGAUCCACAUGGAAGACACUUUACGGGAGUCCGUCUGUGGCCAGGAUGAAGCUCUACAUGCUGUUGCAAACGCAGUGAGGAUGCAAAGAGCUGGCCUCAAUGGAGAGAAACGACCAUUGGCCUCCUUCUUCUUCCUCGGCCCUACAGGUGUUGGAAAGACAGAACUUUGUAAAAAGAUGGCAAACUUCUUGUUCUCCACAGAAUCAGCCGUUGUUCGUUUUGACAUGAGCGAAUUCCAAGAAAAGCAUACCAUUUCUCGUCUAAUUGGAAGCCCUGCUGGUUAUGUCGGAUACGAUGAUGCCGGUCAACUUACAGAAGCAGUCCGACGAAAGCCCUAUGCUGUACUUCUUUUCGACGAAUUCGAGAAAGCCCACAGAGACAUUUCCGCACUUCUGCUACAAGUUCUGGACGAAGGAUUCUUGACUGACAGCCAAGGCCACAAGAUUGAUUUCCGCAAUACCCUCAUCGUCUUUACCUCGAACCUUGGAGCAGAUAUACUUGUUGGCAACGACCCAAUUCACCCUUAUCACGAAGAACCAAAUGGCGACAUCGCUCCUAAUGUUAAGAACGCUGUUAUGGACGUCGUACAACACAACUAUGCACCUGAAUUCCUGAACAGAAUCGACGAGUUCAUCAUCUUCAAACGCCUUUCCACGGACGCUCUCCGUGACAUCGUAGACAUUCGUCUCAAGGAACUUCAAACACGUCUCCACGACCGUCGUAUCACUCUCUCCGUUGAUGAAACUGUUCGUGUCUGGCUUGCUGAGCGAGGCUAUGAUCCAAAAUUCGGAGCCAGACCUCUCAAUAGGCUCAUUUCCAAGGAAAUUGGCAAUGGACUGGCGGAUAAGAUCAUUCGAGGAGAGCUGAAGACUGGUGAGACAGCAGUGGUCAAGAUCAAUAAGAGUGGAGAUGGUUUGGAUGUCGGUACUACCGAGUCCUUUGAGAACUAAAUAUAUAUAUAUAUAUUACUAUAAAGAAAGUGUGUUUAGCGGCAUUGGGUGGCGAAUCUCUACUCUAUGGGGGUUGUGGAGUUGGAGUCAGAAGAACUACGGUGUAUAAUACAUGUUCUCCUAUCUCUGGAUAUAUAUCGACGGAUUUCCUUCACUUGGACCUUCUGAAAGAUGAAAGAUGUGAUAUUCUUCAUGCACCGAGUAACAACAUUCGACAAAUAUAAUGCUCUCAUGCCACCCUUAUUCCCAGAAGCCCUCCAUCCUCUAUGAUCCACACGUACAAGACAACGCCAACCACUAAAGUAGACUUUCGAACGAACUUUACUUUUGGCGGCCUUCUCAUAAACAGUAUUUCCAACAUCUAGAGCUUGAUUGGUCAUAAACCUGAACUUUAUAUGAGAAACACCUUGAUGGUUGAUGUUCCCUGAGUUUUCCUACCCUGAUGGCACUGUACCUCGCUUCGAACACUGUUUCGUACACUCAG